Molecule: messenger RNA, 1266 nt
Organism: Eurypyga helias (sunbittern)
Lineage: Eukaryota; Metazoa; Chordata; Aves; Eurypygiformes; Eurypygidae
Exons: 6
Source: RefSeq, a predicted model, not a curated record
AUGUCAUGCCUGGACGAACUAGCAGCCCUGGCAGAUGAGGACUUGCUUGACUUCAUCCUGAAGGCUGAUGCUUCCCACUCUGAUAGCCAAGGUGGGGAGGAGAUUGAUCUGCUGGAAAACUGGCACCCUCCAGAGCCUGAGUUCGUGGACAGGGAGAUGGAGGACUUCAUCAGCUGCAUGCUGAACCCCUUUGAAGAUGAACCAAACAUGCUGCAGGAUUAUUUGCCUGUUGAGAGUGACACCAGCAUUUCUGAGGAUCAGCAUCAGCCCCAUAGCUUUGACAGCAGCUUUGCUGGCAGCUCUCAGAGCUCAAACGUUUUGCAGAUUGAUCACAACUAUUCCCUCCAUGAGGAUAAGCUUGUGCUGGAAAGCGUGAGGUCUGAGAUGGCAGAAGGAGAGAUUUCCACUGACCUUGAGAAAGAGAUGGAUUGGGAAAGCACAAGCAAGGUACCUGAAGACAUUUGUGGUUUCCCCACUGCUGUUGCUGUGGAUGCAGAACCCUGGCUUGUGCCUGAAGCUGUUGCCUGGCCCCAAAUCCCAAAUCUGGUCCUGGCAGAGGAGGAGGGGCAAAGAGAUAACCUGAACAAAGAAGGUGUUUCAUUACCAACCUAUCUGCUACAGCCUACGGAGGUGCGGCUGUUCCUCUUCUUGGGAGCGGUCAGUCCCUCGCUGCAGGGGGUGAGGAGGGGAGCGGGCAGCUCUUGGUUCCGCAGCGGCAUUAACCUGCGUUGCCUGAAGGUCACUGCUCAAGCAGUUGAGGAAACUGCAGGCCUUGAAACGGUCAGAAGCAAGAACCGCUGCAAAAGCCGCCGCAGAAGAGUGCUCUGUGUGCUGCCAUGGCAGAUCCCUAAGUUCCCAAGCUAUGUACCACCUGAUGUGCCUGAGGAUGUUGUGCUGGGGGGAUUCAGCCCAGAUACUGAGGAUCCCUCACUGUCAGACAGCCUCGAUCAAUGAUGGGAAGAGGGGCAGGGUCCACCCAACCCCAAUCCCAGAUCUUCUUUCAGCAGCAACUCAUCCUUCAACCCUCUGGCAGCAGCAGGCUCUGAGCUUGGCCCUCCCCAGCCUCAGGACCAGUGCUUGCAGAGCUGCACUCUGCAGGCAGCAGUGCUGGCGACGUGGAAAGCCAAGAGGCAGGAGUGAGUGGAACGUCCUUCCGGAGUUGUCACCCAGCAGUACAGUGCCACUGAGAUGGGACCACUUCUGCUUCUUAGGGUGACACCAGGCACCCCGCCAGCCAGGGACAAAGAGAGCUGCAUUAACAGGUAG